AUGUCCGGCGCCGGCCUCUCCUACGGACUAAAUCUCUCUAAGAAAAAACCCGCAAACAAACCCCAGCCUGCAAAACGAAAAGGUCUCUUUGAUGACGACGACUCCGACGACGACAGCAAGCCCACCUCCACAGGCGUCGAAGAAAUUGGCGAAUUCGGCGGUCUCUCAAGCGCCAAAAAACCAUCUCUGCCCUCACGAAAUGCAGGACCACCAAGUAAAUCCAAGCCCAAUGGUGGCGCAAAGAAGGCGCCAAUUAGCAUGUACGGCGACCUCUCAGCAUCUUUCACAUCGAAGAAACAUGCCGAGAAAGCGGAGGAAUUAAAUGCGAAUAUCUACGACUACGACGCGGUCUACGAUUCGCUGAAACCGCAGAAGAAUGUCACGCAGGAGGAUAAAGAGAGGAAACCAAAGUACAUGUCUAAUCUCCUGGCCGCCGCUGCGGUAAGGAAGCGCGAUGCGACGAUUGCGGAGGAGAAGAAGUUGGCGAGGGAUCGGGAGGCGGAAGGUGAUGAGUUUGCGGAUAAGGAGAAGUUCGUUACGUCGGCGUAUAAGAAGCAGCAGGAGGAGAAUAGACGGUUGGAAGCUGAAGAGAAGAUCAGGGAGGAGCAGGAGCUGAAGAAGAAUAAGGGUGCGGGAAUGACGAAUUUUUAUAAAAAUAUGUUGGAGAAGGGGGAGCAGAAACAUGCUGAUAUUGUCAAGGCGGUGGAAGAGAGAGCCAAGAUGGGACCUGAAGUGGAAGAAGAUGAGAAGAAGGAGAAAACUGAGGCGGAUAUUGCGAGGGAAAUUAAUGAGAAGACGGGUGGUGCUAUUGCUGUUAAUGAUGAGGGGCAAGUUGUUGAUAAGAGACAAUUGCUCAAGGGUGGUCUCAAUAUUGUCCCCAAACCAAAAAGUGCAGCGCCGACCAAUACUGCACGUGGAGGAACAGCCUCUGAUCGAAGUAGAGGAGCCGGAUUCGUAGGCGCUGGUGGUGGAAAACAGGCAAUGAGGGAACGACAAUCACGAAUGAUGGAGGCACAGCUAGAACAAGCCACCAAGCGAGCCCUGGAAGAAGAUGAAGAGAGACAAAAGAUUGAACGAGCUUCGAAGAGUAGAAAGACCGAGGGGGAUAUCAUGAGUGCCAAAGAAAGAUAUCUUGCUCGUAAAAAGGAGGCUGAGGAGGCGAAAAAGAGGGGUGAGGUGCCUUGA
Messenger RNA from Hymenoscyphus albidus, 1185 nucleotides. The record is from the annotation of a GenBank genome assembly. NCBI's taxonomy places the organism in Eukaryota, Fungi, Ascomycota, Leotiomycetes, Helotiales, Helotiaceae.